AGGAGGAGUAGACUGAGAAACUCGGGCACAUGAUGAGGAUGAGGAUGAGAGUGACUCGACAUUCAGGUGCGGCGGCCUCGAAUGGGCGGAUCUGAUCUCUGCGGCCGCUGGGACACUGACCGAACUUCCCCUAACACUGGACUUCCCGGAUCCCGGUUCUGCUUGCGAGACUGACUCGACAAAGUACCCGUCAAACUUGCCAAAAACUUCAGCAAAGUCUUCCGGAUUUGCCUUCGGCGUGUUAGGAAUACGUGGUUUAAAGUGUUUUCGGUGAGCUCUUACAGUAUGUGGCUUCGAGUGUGAUCUUAUUAUCUUGGAGCAUCUGCGGCUAGUUAAGUAGCUAGCCUAGCUACAUUUCAAAACAACUGAUUAAGAUGCAACCAAGGAGUUACUCGACGAGUUGAGUAAUGGACACAAGUUUGAUCAAGCGGAUUAAGGCAACGGAUCUUAGAAGCGUUUCAUUUUGAAAGAUCAGCUUGAGGAUUUUGGUUUCAGGGAGACCGAAAGGUACUUGCCUCACUUCCGGCUUGAAUCUGCAUUCCUGCAGUGUCUUGGAAUACCUGUGUUCUUUCAAAGGGAGGGAAGCUACCAGCCCCUGCAUGCAUGCAUCGGUUUAAUAGGCGGAAUGGGAUUGUUGUGACAAGAUGCCAUCUUCAUAUCUGGAUGAUCGAGAUUUGGAGACCAAACAUCUUGGAUCUCAUACAAACUGCCCUGUUUUCCGUGUGAACUGGUUCCUGACAUACUCAAAACCUGUUAUUAUGAGCCCCGUCAACGAUUUAAAGAAACACUCGUUUUGAGAUCUGAGUAAUUUGAGACUUAACCACAACAAAGUGGUAAUGUGUUUGCACUUGCGGGUGAGGCGGCAAAGAGUAAAUUUCACUUAGAUUUUAACUGUGAGCACUAAUAAGAAAUGGGAAAAGAACUGGAGAUGUAAAGUCUGUUUUAAGAUAAACGUGGAAAAUUGCACUGAUUCAUGAGUGGAAAUGCACUGAAAUCAAACUGGUGAAUCAUUUAACGCUUGAGCUCGAAUGAAAAACUGGAUACACAAGUACAUAAUGCUUGCAGUUGUUUAUUCAAAGUCAUCUGCCCUAAACUUCCUGCCACUUUAAGACGCGGUAAAAGUGACAGAAGUUGAAAGUUUGUUUCAUGAGGAUACAUUUUAAAGGGAAGAAUGGCAGGAAAAGACUACCACCAUCUCUUCAAGCUGCUCAUCAUUGGUGACUCAAAUGUGGGAAAAAGCAGUUUGCUCCUGCGAUUUGCAGACAACUCAUUCUCUGGGAGUUACAUAACCACUAUUGGAGUUGACUUCAAGAUCCGCACUGUAGAGAUUGACGGAGAAAGGGUUAAACUCCAGAUCUGGGACACUGCAGGGCAGGAAAGGUUUAGAACUAUCACCUCAACGUAUUACAGAAACACUCAUGGUGUCAUCAUCGUUUACGAUGUCACAAACCCUGAAUCAUUUGUCAAUGUGAAAAGAUGGUUAAAUGAGAUCUCGCAAAACUGUGACAAUGUCUGCAAAAUUUUAGUGGGAAACAAGAAUGAUGAUCCUUCAAAAAAACUUGUGGACACCCAGGAUGCUAUGCGCUUUGGAGAGUCAGUUGGCGUGAGGUUGUUUGAAACUAGUGCUAAAGAGAACAUCAAUGUAGAAGAGAUGUUCAUGGCUUUUACCCACAUGGUCCUUCGGGCCAAGAAACAGAGCCAGAGUCGAGCAGAAAGAGAGCGGGAGAGAGAAAAGGACACUGUCCAUAUCAAUUCCCACAGGGACAGAGAAAGGAGGAAGAAAGGGAAGAAAUGCUGUUAGAGCAGAGGUGUUGGAGGAAAUAUGGACAAAUGGAUCACCUUUGCAAGUUUUCAGUUGAGAAAUGUGACUUUUUAUGUUAACACUGCGAUUAGAUGAACCCAGGAGGAAUUAAAAUAAUUUGCUAUUAUGUGCCGAAUAUCAGCAUUUGUUUACAUGUUGUUUGUUUAUCAGUGUUUUGUCUGUGUGCGCGUGUAUUUUUUUAACGAAAGGUGAUUUGAUUGGCAUGGAUUUACACUGGCAUUAAAAAGCCUGGUCCAGCAAACACGCUAUUUGCAGCUGUCUGAUGUGUUCCACUGUUAUCAAGAUUUUUAAUGAUGGAUUAAAAUGACUAUCAAUAAUGUAUGCAAAUAAUAAAUUAGCAAUAAAAUUUGAUUAAAAAAUGUC
Danio rerio (zebrafish) is the source of this 2185-nucleotide messenger RNA. NCBI's taxonomy places the organism in Eukaryota, Metazoa, Chordata, Actinopteri, Cypriniformes, Danionidae. The record is from RefSeq and is a predicted model, not a curated record.